Molecule: messenger RNA, 3526 nt
Organism: Armigeres subalbatus
Lineage: Eukaryota; Metazoa; Arthropoda; Insecta; Diptera; Culicidae
Exons: 8
Coding region: 803-3226 (807 amino acids)
Source: RefSeq, a predicted model, not a curated record
UGAGUGAAAUUCGUCUCGCCUGUAAAAGCCGACAACAGUGAAGCAACAGUUUCUUUUAUGUCCCGGGAGCGCCGAGAAGCGUCGAGAAGCGAAUGAAGUGAAACAAGUGUGAAGAAGGGUGCAGAACUUUUCCUCUUACAAUGGGCCAUGCUGCUCCAUCGCUGUAGGGAGACUCGUAAUUAGGAGAAACAGCAUAAUAACUCUGGCUGCCUAACCGGAUGCAAGAGUUUACAAGAUGAAGAGAUAAAAGUGAUUCGCCAACGAGUGUCUGUGUGGUUGAUUCCAGGGGAGAUAACAUGUGGAAUGUAAAAUCAUAAUCUACGUGCGAGGUGAUUGUGUUUUCAUUUGGAGUAGGGUCCCGUUGUUGAUUCUCGCAGUUGCGAAGGAAGAGAUACCUAGCGCGGAUAGAGGGGCAAGAGUGCUGAGAUUGUGAAGUGCGGUGAAAAAGGUGCCAACAGCAUCCUACAUGGAGUGGGUAUAUGGAAUGAAAAUGAGCAGCCGUUAAUGGCCGGGCCUUGAGUAGAUGCUUUGGCUAUUAAAAGGAUUAUUAAAUGUGGGAAUAGUUUCACGACAUGUGUAUGUAAUUGAAAUAAAGGAAUUUGAUACGUUGGAUAACGUCUGCUGUACAGUGCUGCAGCCUAGAACCUUGGUACGAGCUAAACUGUGGGGACACUAUCCGUUCGAUUUUCAUUUCCGGGGUGGGUGGACAUUGGGGGCAUUUUUCGCAUGACACGCGUCCGGUGGCACCGGUACCAUAGGAAAGUGAACAGCAGCUCGGAAUUGACGCGUGACUGUGUGGGCUAUGCAUGCCCGCGGAGGUUCACAAUGGCAGAGUCGAAGAAAACCAUCCCUCGGGCCGUUGCGGCGUGCCCAUCCCGCGUCCGGUGCGACCUGGAACGUGCAGGUUGUGCGAGGCAAAAUGACGUCCCGAUGUCUUUGGCACGCCUGCCGGGCGCUGGUCCUCGGCAUCGUACUCAUGCUGGUCGGCGGUGGAAUGGCCACAGUCGGAUAUUACGCCAACAACUUUCCUUCGCUUUCCGACGUUAAGAGCAACAGCACUUCAACGAUUCGAAUGAAGAACGACGAGCAUCGAGGUUUACACUUGAACAAUUUGUCCUACGUUGGACCCAUCAUUAUGGGAGUCGGAGGUUUCAUUGUGGUAGCUUCCUGUGUGAUGACGUUCGAGGCGCGGGACUCAGCUGCUAAAGUGGUCCCGGCGCGGUUCAAAUUGAGUGGCAACACCCGGAACGCCAGCCGUAACACCACAUCUCGUCGAUCCACAACUGUAUCGAAUGGACCGGCCGCCAACCAGGCAGCAUCGCAAUCCGCCCGAUGGGAGCAACAUUUGGGCGUGUUCCGUACGUCCCCGGCAGUGGAGCAGGUUCCGGAUCGAAAAGCACUGACGGCAGCGUUGGUUCACUUUUCCAGAGCACUGGGAACGCCAAAAGCAUCUCACCCUCAAUGUGAAAGCCGACGGGUUUCCCGCAGCGGUUCCGUGCCAAAUUUAUCCGUCGACAAGUUGCCCGUCCCGCCGGUGUCCGGUUCUCCGGCUGGCGAACGUUCGACUGUAAAGCACCAUCGCGGAGCACGUGUCAGCAGCAUGGUCCAACGGUCUACGCGCGAAACGAACAGCAGUCUGCUGCAUCCGGCCGCGCUCCAUUACCAUCGACAUGCACUCUCAGUCGACGAACCGGAACCAUUCCCAAAAAAUCUGAACCAAACCGGAUCACACGGUUCGAUGCAUUAUGGACACCCGACCGACAUGCCGAUGGUGCACAAGAUGCGUGACCGGACCAAGCGUUCCGACACGGCCCGGAAGCAUGUUCUCUCGCGGCAGACAAAGAUAGAGAAGGACGAACCGGUCUCUAGCCCCAAGCAUAAUCCGCUGGCGAGCAGUCGGCGCUCGUCGACUAUUUCGAACGCUUCAUCCAAGCUCAACAAGAACGCCAGCAGCAGACGUGCCUCAACUGUAUCCAAAACACCCAGCGUCGACUCGAGGGGAGCAGCCUCGACAGUGGAGGUCAACAGCCCCGAGCGGUCUAAUCUGGCAGUGACAUUGCGAAAGACAAACAGUACGGCGCAGAUGUCUACGCCCUCGGUGGAGAAGGAGUGCCGGAGUCAACUGUCAAUAUGUUCCGAGCCAGCAAUGGUGCCUCGUAAUUUGUCCUGUCAAUCGAGCUUAGAACCAUGUGUCCCUGAGGAGGACAGCCCUGAGCAGGAAGACCCAUCGCAGUUUGCGCAAAGGUCUUCUAUCAGCCAUGGCCAUCAACAGGUCAGUGGUAACGCCUCAUCGAACAAAUCUGCCCCACCGGGAAGGGAUGGAUCCCAAUCUACGGUUGCGAUUCGACCGGGCUCGUUAGUGCUGGCGAGCAGAACCGCAACCACUGACAACGGGCUGACCGAGCAGCAGCGCCCGCCGAACGAGAAAGCCAAUCGCUUUCUCUACCGUAGCAAUUCCACUAGGAGCUUCCGGAAACCAAAGCCGAAAAUCAAAAGCAAAAAACUAAGCAACGAAUACGAUCAGAUAUAUGUGAUUAGUAGCAGCAGCGAUGUAGGUCUCGAGCACGGAAGCACGGUGGUCGGCCUGACCAGCACCGGAAAUAAUCGUUAUCCUAAUUUCCAUCAUGCACGUGAUGAUGACUGCUACGACUCGAUAGAAGUGAUUCACGAGCGACGAUGUAAAAACUUUAGCAAAUUCAACAGCGUAUGUGGAGAUGUGAAAAAUCCAGUGGGAAACCAAGUUGGUGUGGGUUCGUCUACCUGUCGGCAAGAAGAAGAAAGAAUUGACCUUGUUGGGGAAAGUCUAGGUUUGAACAAAUUUAGUGUAGUGGCCGACAUUUCACCUGCCAUGGCCAAUCACGAAGAAAGUCCGGAGAAGCAUCCUGAAGCGCUGACUACAAAGACGACUGCCAUUGACUACUCCAGUGGGGCUGGGGGAAGUGCUUCUGGCUCUACCGAUGCUGACAACGACGACGAAGAGACCACAGAUCAUAAUGGCUCUAUACAACGGUAUGAUACGGUUAUCUAUAAUGCAGGCGCCAGCAGCGUCGAAAGUGAAGAAACGGUGGCGACACCACUGAAUGGCGUUGAUGACGGUGAGCGAAAGACUGUCACCGAGGGCAGUAGUGCAAAUAGUGAGGAGGUGGUGGUGAUGGUGGUGGGUAGCUUAGGCGGAACUCGUGAUACGGCAUACAGUGGUGACGACGAAGAGAAUGCUGCAACAUAGGACAGGCUAACUACCUGAACGACUAAAGAUGAUGGUAAUAACGUGAUGCUGAGGAGUGAACGUGUGCAUGAAAGAGUGAACGAGUUGAUAAGCGUAUGACAAGGGUUGAUGAGAUUUGCUUUUGUUCAUUCAGUUCUAAUCCGAUUAUAUUAUGUGGCCUUUGGUUCUAAUUUUAUGAAAGAGUGUCAGGUUUUAAGCUAUAUGACUUUGUUGAGGUUGAUAGAAACUACUAUGAAGAAAAAAAAAUCAGUAUAACCUCUCCUGAUAAAUAUUAUCGAAUAUUGUCUUACUGAAAGCAUU